This is a messenger RNA of Neopsephotus bourkii (Bourke's parrot), 4970 nucleotides long. RefSeq names its product gamma-glutamyltransferase 5 (gene GGT5). Lineage: Eukaryota; Metazoa; Chordata; Aves; Psittaciformes; Psittacidae. Gene Ontology annotation, molecular function: glutathione gamma-glutamate hydrolase; leukotriene-C(4) hydrolase activity. Gene Ontology annotation, biological process: leukotriene D4 biosynthetic process; glutathione catabolic process; inflammatory response. The record is from RefSeq and is a predicted model, not a curated record. Gene Ontology annotation, cellular component: plasma membrane. The transcript has 12 exons. The coding region runs from base 264 to 1937 and encodes 557 amino acids.
UAUGCCAGAAAAAGUUUCGUUUACAAAAGAGAGUGAAAAGCUUCUCACGUGUAAGGGAGCAGGAAAGAAGGAGUACGCCGCUUCCUUUUUAGCAGCUUUUACUCUUUAAGCAAGUGUAAUUCCCAGUGGCAGAGGGCAGAGCCCACUUCAGUGGGACCUCCCUCCAAACACGCCGGGAUCCUCUACUUCCACCCUGAGCAAAGCAGGCGCCUUCACAAAGGAGUAAAAACCUCCCAGCUGCCUCCGGCAGCAUCGGAAUAGAGAUGUCUACGGGGAAGGUCUGUUGUCUGGUGCUGCUGACCCUGGGGGUGCUGGCUGUGGUUCUUACACUUGUGGUCAUCCUGACUCAACCCAGGUGUGGUCCUCAGCAGUACCUGCACGGCGCCGUGGCUGCUGACACUGAGACCUGCUCUGUCAUCGGCCGGGACAUCCUCAAAAGUGGAGGCUCAGCUGUGGAUGCUGCCAUCGCUGCCUUGAUCUGCACCUCGGUGAUGAACCCUCAGAGUUCAGGCCUGGGUGGUGGGGUUGUAUUUACCAUCUAUAAUGCCAGCAAAGGAACAGUGGAGGUGAUCAACGCCCGUGAGACGGUCCCACGAGUGUUUCCACACAACUUACUGUCUGGCUGCACUGCUGGUUUCCCUGUUGGUCCCGGCUGGAUCGCUGUACCAGGAGAACUUCGGGGGUAUGAAGCAGCCCAUAGGCGGUACGGCCGCUUACCAUGGAAAGCCCUGUUUGAACCAACCAUCAAGGUCCUUUCAGAGCCACUUGUCAUUUCCCCAGUUAUGGAGAAGUUUAUUCAUCACCCAGCCUUUGCCACUCUAGGAAAAAGCCUGUGCCCACUCCUUUGUGAUGGUCAGAGGUUUUUGAAGCGUGGAGAGACCUUCAGGUGGCCAGCACUGCAGCAAACACUGACGGUUGUAGCAGAAAACGGAGCUACAGCAUUUUAUGAGGGACAGAUAGGAAAGGCCCUGGUGGAGGACAUUAGGAAAGCUGGGUCCAGCCUGUCACUGGAGGACCUUAAGGCAUACAAAGCAGAGGUGUCCUCAGCUCUGAACAUCACCCUGAACAACCACACCACAGUGUUUUCUCCUGGACCACCCAUGGGAGGUGCUGUGCUCAUGUUCAUCCUCAAGAUACUGGAAGAGUAUAAGCUCCAUGAAGCAUCACUAGCAACACCCGAGGAGACGGUAGAAACCUACCAUCGCAUCGCAGAGGCCCUGAAGUUUGGCAACAUGCUUAAAUCCAGCAUGCGUGACCCAGCCUUUUCUGAAGCUCAGGAGACUGUGGGGCCCAUGCUGUCUGACGAGCUUGCUGAGCUUGCCAGACACCGAAUAGAUGCCCGUGGUGACCACCCCCUUACCCAUUACAACUUGUUGGAGUCCAUCUACAGCCACAGAUACAAAAGCAAGGGCACAAGUCACGUCUCUGUGCUUGCUGCAGAUGGCAGUGCUGUGUCCGCCACCAGCACCAUCAACUACCCGUUUGGCUCUUUUGUAUAUUCUAACCAAACUGGGAUCAUUCUAAACAAUGAACUUGCUGAUUUCUGCACAGCAAACAGAAGCAUUAAACCAGGAGAGAAGCCUCCCUCAGCAAUGGUGCCUUCCAUUCUCAUCUCCAAGACAGGAGACAUGCUGGUGAUUGGAGGAGCAGGUGGAACCUGGAUUGUCAGUGCUACUAGUAUGGCAAUUAUAAACAAGCUGUGGUUUGGCUACGACUUGGAACAUGCUAUUUCAGCUCCCAUCAUGCAUACUGAAGGUGACAGUAUCCUGUUUGAGGACCACUUCAGUGAGGAGAUUAGAAGCAGUCUGCUCAGAAGAGGACAUAAGGAAAAGAAAGUUAAGUUUGCAAUGAAUGUUGUGCAGGGAAUUUCCAAGGAAGGAAAAUGCAUCUCUGCUUACUCUGAUAAAAGGAAGCUGGGGAAGUCAGCUGGGUAUUAGCAUGAAACGCCAUCACAGCUCACAAAACUACAGGAUUCAGAAUGUACUUUGGCUUGGACAUGCUAGUAUUGCCUGUUCCUGUCAGGAUGCCUCGGAGAGCGUGGGUAAAACUUGUGCUUAAACCCAAUUCCAGAGAAUGCAAGUCACCCUCAGGCAAUACAACAGGUCAGCCAGCCUUGUUUAGAGCUACAUCCUCCCUCACUUAUCUGAUACAUGGAAAAACAUAUUUCUUGAGCAUGUCAGCUAUUCAGAGUAAGAUAAUACAAAAUGGGAAAGGAAAACUGGUCCAAACCCCACUGAGAACACUGUGAUGGCCCAGAUGUAUCUUCCAUUCCUCCUGGAGAGUCCCAGUGAAGGGUAGAAUUGGUUUCUUUCAGGCUGUUGCCACAAUAAGCUAAUCAUUAUUAUUGUGACUCAGCAAUGUGAAUUAAGUAACUAUUCUGGUUAUGAGGAUUAGGAGCAGUGUCUGUAGGGUCUGAACUGUAAAAUCAUUAAGUAAGUGUCCAGGCUUAGAGGGUGGGUUUGGAAAGGGAAGAGAGUAAAACCCCACACUCUUCCUCUUUGGUUCCCUACCCAAAGAAGCCCAAUUUUUCCCAAAGGAGGCAGGUGAAAUUGGCUCACCAUAGCUCACAUCUGCUGUCCUACUACACUCUUGCUUUGGGGAUGCAAAGGACCCAGAGUAACUGUGCCAAAGCAUCCUUCAACCCUGCACAUUGGUGACUUUGAGAAUAAGCCUCCUAUCGGACAAUGUGUGUCCCCUGGUCCUGGGGUGGGCAGGCUUCAGCUCAGCUCCCCAGGGGCACUUCUCCCUGUGGUGAGAGGAGUCCCAAAUCAUGCCAGUUCUCCCUCCACAUGCCAGCAGAAGAGAAGUCAUUUGGGAAGGCAGGUGAGGCCUGCAGGGGAAGAGCUGUUACUUUGGGGAGCUUUAGAACUUUCUUCAACAUGCAAAGGAUAUGUGCCCAGAAGCCUUGUUUGUAGCCAUGAGCUCAGCCGGGCCAGGCAAACACCACGGCUUGCUGAGAAGUUAUGCAGCACUACCAAGCAUUACCACAGUGCUUUUCUCCUGUAGUCUAAGGACAUGCUCCAACUCCCUCUUACCACAGCUAGUCUCUGGGCAGAACUUGUACACUGUCUUAAAAGAACCAUUACAAAGAGAGGAAUCCUUUGGAGGAGAGAACGGAACUCAUGUGGCUGGACACAAAAGGCCUUUUGCAGUUAUUUCAUAACUUUACUUCGCUCAAAAUGGCCAAGAAUCAAACAUUAAAAAAAAAAAAACCUAAAAAACCCCCAAAACCAACCUCCCCAAAGCUUUUCUCAAAUAGCUGGGACAACUUCCCAUGACUCCCAAGAACUCCAUCUUCUGAAAGCUGAUGAGCUGUACUUCCCUAUGGGCACAUGGGGAAUGUAUGUGUGUUUCUGAAAUUGAAGCCAAACCAGAGCAAGGCACUAGCAGAAGCCUCCCGUGUGUGUUUUAGUUCAUAUCUCACACAUAGCCCAUGAUAUUCCUAGUACCCAAGCAAACAAAAUUCCUCUGUAAAUGCCAUAACAAGUACUUGUGCACAUACUACUAAAAACCAAACAAGGCCACACACAAACCCACUUGCAAACAGGGCCAGAUAGGUUUCAAGUCUACAUUCUUACCCACAAAGUCUGUCCAAUAAAGCCAUUGACGUGGUGGAAUCUCAGCCUUCAGUUGCUCUUUAAUGAUGUGCUGAGUCAAGCUGACUAGAGCCAGACACAUGUUUUCCUUCAGAAGUUGUACUCUAAGGACUGUAGCAUGACUGCAGCUUGUAUAUGAAGGGAUUCUGAUGUAUGAGCUUAAUGAGAGAAUUCUGAGCUGCCAGAUCAUAGCCGCAAGCACUUAAUCAUGCAUCUGAAAGACAAGUUUGUUAUGUGGAGAGCCAGCUCCAGGCACUUUCCCCUCCUUCCUCGUCCUAGUGGAAUAUAUCUUAAAUCCCCUAGUUCAGGAAGGACUACUGGUUUCUCCAUUAGUGGUGCUCACUCAAGCAGAAGUGGCACAGCACCCUCUUAGUAAACAUUAAAAUGUGGCUGAAUGUGAAUAAGGCCAGGGAAUCAGCCUAAAGUUUGCAGGGGGGGCAGUUUGUGUUCAUCUGAAAGGGAUUCCUUUGGGGGUUUUUGACAGUCAUAUUCAAUCUACAUAAUUCACUACUGUCAUUAACUCCCUCCUUCACUUCAGCUACCAGUUUCUGGGUACAUUGGUUCUAGUGUCGGAAAUAACCCCCUAUGGGGUGCACCUAUGGGCACCAGACACCAUCUGUGGCUCAUGUUUCAGGACUACGCAGACUAACUAGACCAGAUGCUGGCUUUAGCCAGAUCUGAAGUUAUUUCUGGCCAGCCCAACUGAGCUAGAGUUUACAAAAACCAACUGAGAACAGCACUGCCUGCAGACAGGCAGAGUGGCUCUCCCUUCCCUUUUAAGCUUUGGGCAGCCUUAGGCCAUGCUCCAUCAUGUCUGGGUAGCAGAAAAAAAACAAGUCACCAGGUAACUAAGCCUCCAAUUGCAUUCACUUCUGAUGACUUCUGUAAUCCAGCCCAUCACCUUGCCACAGUACAGCAGUAUCACAUCUGCUUCCCACCAAGAAAGUGUGGGAAUAUUAUCUGUAGUCCAGAGCUCACUGCGAUUUAACAACUUUGCUACUAACACUGAAACUGAGCCAAAUAAGCAGUUUAUAAAACCCACCAGAGCUUUAAUUUGCAAGAAGGAAAGGAAUGAGAGUGCGGGUGUCCCACUGCAGCAGUCCUGUAGUCCUCACUAGCAAACAUCUGGUGAAGCUGAGGAACUGCACCUCCCGUAGGAUCUCUGCUCUCAUACUGCCACCUCCUCACCGCUGCUGAGAUCUGCUUGAGUCAGGAGCCUCCGACUCUGGUCUCUCCCCAUUCAUGUUCAUGCCAACAGGAGAGAGUUAUUUUUGUACUUAGCUUACACAGAUUGUUAAAGCAUCACUGUACAGAAGCCGCUCUAUUUUCUGGUGAAGUCUUUAAAUUAUAUUUUUAAUAAAGUGUUUUAAACCA